This is a messenger RNA of Cylindrotheca closterium, 3450 nucleotides long. NCBI's taxonomy places the organism in Eukaryota, Bacillariophyta, Bacillariophyceae, Bacillariales, Bacillariaceae. The record is from the annotation of a GenBank genome assembly.
AUGACAACACAUGACGAUAAUUCUCCAAGACGAAAAUCUCGACAAGGACAAGACAAUGGACUUUCACUUACAGCAGGAGAUGCAUUGAACCAUGACCACGGUACCCCUCCUAUCAUGAUGCAUCAUCGACCGAGUCUACUUGCUCCAUCAACCUUGCGGCAGGUUACGCGAGUGUCAAAGCGAGCCGCUUUGGCUACGAAAAAGCAGAUAUGGGACUCCAAUGACGCGUCAAUCGUUGCUGCUCAAAGUGCUGUUGAUCAAUGGGAACAGUUGUACAACGCGUUGCGUGGCCUGUUAAACGUGACGGGUGCGUCUGCUGGUGGAUUAUAUGGUGCUGCCAAGGCUGGAGCUAAUGGUCUGGAACACGGAUUAUUGGUUCCCGUCAGAGACUGGGUUCUCCUCCCUGCCUUUGGUGGUGUUGAGCAUAUUGCAGUUGAAACCAUAGGAUUUCUUCAGUCAGAACAAUGUCGAGCGUUGGAACGAGCUGGACUUGGUGUGAUUCAACAAGUUCCAUACGUAGGAGACAACAUUCUUGCACCGGCCGUAUGUAAAGGAGCUGAAAUUCUGAAGCAGUCCUGGAAAAUUGCUCAGUAUCCCAUUCCUUCACCAUCUCAAGUACGGGAUUCUGUUGAGUUUGUCAUGACGGGCACCAAAUGGUGUUUGUCAAAGAGUAGCCAGGAAAUCAUGCUGUAUGCGAAGCGAGCAGAUGCGAAUAUUACACGUACCAUCAGUCACACUCAAUGGAAAGUAUUGGGGUCGGGCCCAUACGCCACACUCAACAAACUGAACAAGUCAGAAGUCUUGGACCAUAUAUGUGAGCGGUACUUUUCCUUGGAUGGUAUAGUGGCCAGGUAUGAGCUAGCAGCUCACAUUCGAACGUACAAUCGACAUUUAUAUCAUGAUCUUGUACUGACGGGACUGUUACGCGAACGAGGAGGUCAACUCACAAUAGAUGAUGAAUGGCUGUCAUCCUCACCAAAGUAUCGAGAAUCGGAAUGCUCCUUUCUUCUACAACGCAAUGACGACGACGACGACGAGAAGAGCGUGGAUAAGACACUGUUCCCUGAGGUCAUCCCUCUCUGGUUUCGGUUGCCGAAUUAUAAUGGACAAAGACCAAGCAAAGAUACUCCUUGGAAACAAUUUAGCCAAAAGGAAGGAAGUCUUCUCGAAGAGUUCUUUCUUUCGUCUUUAGAAAAGAUGAAAGGCAAUGAGGACAAAAUAAAGCUCAUCGAAUUUGCAAAAAAUCAUAACGCAGAAAUAAAUGAUGAAACGAGACCAGCGAGUACCAAAUACAAGACACAAGCGCACUGGUACGACGUAGACGUGGAAAAUGACCUUCUCUUGGAUCAGAAACGAUAUGCCGUAUCCGCAUUUCCUUGCCACCGUGAGCCAGGGGUGAGUGAUGCCUUGGAGCUACCGCCUCCUUUGACGUUCCUUAUGCGCCCAACACUCUGGCGCUUUCAUGGUCUUGGUGAUGAGGUCCGUCGAGCAGUUUGGUUCUUGGACACAAAGAGACACGGCUUGCAACCUUACGGGGAAGGUGCUCAAGCUGUUUUGGAGGAUGCCUACAUGUUUCUGAAAUGGACCACCAAACAACCCAAGGAAGAUGGUGGAAUCGUACUCACAGUAGAAGUCCCCAGUCCGGACGAAUCCGAAUAUCAGUUGGUACAGUUCUCAUCACUGACUUCAGCAACUGCCAUUGGCAAGGGCCUGAAAGGAGCCAUGUCUCUUUUCAAACGACGUGUUUACCGCGGUGCGUACCAAGAAGUUAACAGUGAUUUCGAGGAUGACGUUGCAGAGGAUACUGGUUUGCUCGAAAACGCUACAAAUGCGAUGGAUGACUACGAUCCGGACUUGCUGAUGUUACCUGAUAUUGAGGAAGAUGAAGCCGAGCAAGAGCAAGAUCAAGUGUUCGUUUUCCAGGAUUGUAUACCGGACCCAAGCUUUUUGAGACCUGACUUCGAAUCCAAACAGAAGAAGGGCAAACGCGAAUCAGUAGAUAAAGCUCAGCUCGAGGGUGAAAACGAUAUAUCAGAUGAAACAGUAUAUGAAUCAGCAUCGCUUGCUUUUCCACUAGAAGACCUGAACGCGAGAGCGGAAGACAGCUCAAAUGCCAUGCAAGACGAGGGACCAAUCGAACAUCUAGUUUUGGUUGUUCAUGGAAUCGGUGAAAUGAUGAUCAACGUUGAUAUUUUUGGCUUGUCGAAGAUGCCCACAAUUGUUGACUGCUGUGACUUUCUACGCCACAAUCAUGCUGAAGUCCUUAAUACAAGGUAUUCUCGUCGCGGUCGCGUUGAAUACCUCCCAAUCGAAUGGCACGAGGCGUUCUCUAUCGAAACCAAACGGAGAUCACUCGGACCUGGUUUGACGGAACAGACAGAAUCAAUUUUCACAAUCAAUGAUGUUGCUCUUCCAACUAUUCCACAACUACGUCAAUUUGCCAAUGAUACUCUCAUGGAUGUCCUAUACUUCAUGUCACCAGAACAUCACGACAUUAUCAUAGACAUUGUUGUCAACGAGAUGAAUUUUGUUGUUGAAAGAUUUAAGAGACUUACAGGAUUUACUGGCGACACCUCAGUGGUUGGUCAUUCACUAGGAAGCAUCAUCACAUGGGAUAUUCUUGAAAACCAGAGGGUCACCAAUGCAAAUGCACCUGGUGAUAGGCUUGCGCAAAUGUUGCACAAUGUUCCUGAGCGUACCAUAUCUCCAUCCCAGGUACAUUCUGGAUCUAGUGCGACGGAUUGUGCUCUCAAGAACGAUCCUGAGUCAGUCUCUCCACUUGUCGAAGAUACGGAACAACGACUAUCGAAUUAUCCACAGUUAUCAUUUAGUGUGGAUAAUGCCUUCAUGCUUGGAUCACCAAUUGCUGUGUUCCUCAUGAUUCGAAAUCCUCGAAAACCACUUUCUUCUGACUACACAUUAGGUGGAUGUUCGCAGAUCUUCAAUAUAUUUCAUCCUUACGACCCUGUUGCCUAUAGGAUUGAGCCACUCUUGGACUCGAGAAAUGCGGAGAUCGAACCGAGGAUAAUGUCUCACUGGCACGGAGGUUAUCGUUUCCAAUAUCAAACGAAGCGAUUGUGGAGGAGGAUUGUCAGCGAAACCCUUAAAACACAAGAGACCGUAUUGGAAGGUCUUGAAUCGGGCUUUGCGGCACUUGGUCUUCUUCAUGUUUCUAAUGAUGACUCCGAUGAGGAAGAAGAGAUUGACGCUGUCUAUCACGACGACCCACAGGUUGAAAUGGGAUCCCUCAAUCGCGGUCAACGGAUUGAUCACAUGCUUCAAGAAAAGGAGAUCGAAAGCGCUAACGAAUACGUUGCAGCUCUUGCGGCGCAUUCCAGUUACUGGGUGGAAAAGGACUUAAGCCUCUUCAUCGCACACCAGAUUUGUCUUCGCUCUCUUGAAUGUGAAACAUGUGACGACAUUGCGUUUGCAAAGGAUGAAACAGGGUAA